This is a messenger RNA of Acyrthosiphon pisum (pea aphid), 1469 nucleotides long. RefSeq lists its product as uncharacterized. The record is from RefSeq and is a predicted model, not a curated record. Bases 154 to 1158 code for a protein of 334 amino acids. Lineage: Eukaryota; Metazoa; Arthropoda; Insecta; Hemiptera; Aphididae. The transcript has 11 exons.
CAUAGUACAACUAUAGCGUACGUAUAGCUUGAGCCAGCAGAACGACGAGUAGAAUCGUCUGAGCCGGACGGAAAACGACUGCUGCACAUCCAAUAACAACAACACGUCUUGCAUUAUACAACUUUCGUGGUCUUCGAUCGUCUCGUUUCCACGAUGCUGAUAAUGUUGCUAAUACCAAGAUUACUGGUUGCAGUGGUCGUGAUGUUGAUUGUUACCGACGUCGGGGUGAUCGCGUGGCGCUGGCCUUCAUUUAGCUGGUGGACGAAGGUCCCCCGGGUGAUUGUACACAGUCCACCGAUUUAUGAACAGAAUACCUAUGGACCCUUUAAACCCGAUUCCUCAGGGAUUUUCGGCUUCGGUCAAAAACUCAGCGAUAAAUACAACGAUGGUCCGGAUUUAUCCUCAGAGAAUAGCGGCUUUGGCCACAACCCCAGCGAUAAGCACAAGAAUUACCAGGAACUCGAGAAACUGAUAAUGUCGCUAAGAAAAGAUCGCCAACGAUCAACUCCACCUACUUCCGAUAACCAGAAGGAUAUAUUCUCAGAAAAUAGCGGCUUUGGUCCUAAACACAGCGAUAGUUACGGCGAUAAGAUGGAAGACGCUUUUCUGGAUUUCCUGAAAGAGAAAAGGACGCCAGGAGCAGCUCGCGGACGAUUGAUUACAUCUGCUCCCGUUAACCAGAAGGCAACCAAUGAACAAUCUGAAAGCCUGGAGGUUACAACCAAAGACACCAUGGUUGAUUUAUACAAAUCAUUGCCAUAUUAUGCAAGGAUGGAUUCGCUUCAGAAGUGGUUUAAGUCGAACAAUUCGAUGAACAAAGCCCACGGACAAGUACUACCAACAAUCCCCGUGGUUCAAAGUAAGCUUAACACCACUAGUGAACAACCUCAGGAUGCAACCAAAUCCGCCAUGGUUACGACAGACACUCCGUUGGUGGACGAGCUACAGGACCCUUCGACCAACCUCGGAAAAGGUCUCGGACUAUUAAUUCUAUCAGAUCCCGUUAAGUGGGAGGAAUCAUCCACCUGGAAUUUUACUAAAACCUCAAGUGAUACACAGUUUAAGACACCGGGAGCAACUGUGAAACAUAAUCUCCAGGAAAAGGAACUGCAGGGCACCAAAAAUCUCGGACAACAGCAGUUACCAGCUGAAAACUAAAGAUGAAAUUCUGAAAUCGAAGUAGUUCUAUGAGAUCGGUUGGAUCGGGCAACAUUUCAAUCCCAAAAUCUGUACCUAUAUUGGCCGGUCCCAUUUAUAAUUUUAACCCAAACACUUAAAAACAUGUAUAAUAACAAAUGUAUAAAUAAUACAAAUUUUAUUACCGAAUUGUAUUUACCUAUUGUUACUUUAACGGACAAGUUAUGAGGAAUUUUUAGUUUGUAUGUAGUUUAAUAUUGUUCUUCAGUCAUAUUUAGUUUGAAUAAAUAAAUUACAACAUAAAUACUGUUAGCACUGAUAGUAUUAUGAUA